AUGUGUCGUGAACAAGGAAAUAUAGCCGAGGCAUACACAAGUACAUCUGAGCCCUUCUCCGGCGGCUGCUUCAAGGACGAAGACCCUCCUCGACUCACCGGAGGCGACGUGCCCUUGGACCUGCUGUUCGACAUGGCGGCAGUCUCGCCAUCGAGUUCGCCGCGCUUGCCUUCUCCUCCUCCCAUCCCAGAAGUCCAAUUCGGUCCUCAGAGCCCCGGAAUGGGUGACCUUUCCAAAGAAUUGUCCCUCGACGCGACCAGCAAGCCAGAUGAAGGCUCGGCACGGAGGAUCAGACCCGGCACGAGAGCGGCAGACAUGGCUUUGGGCCCUCCUCUUGUGCCUCUCAGCCAGCUCGAUUCACCUUUCCAACUCCAAGAACAUCUCAAAGCCCUCUACUCUCACCUCACCCACACACCUGGAUCUACACAUACGAUACCCAUAUCGAAAGAGACGGCUCUACAGCUUUCCACAGCCCCUCAGAUCAACGAGAACGAGUCGGUGGACCGAAACCUUUGGCUCUAUGAGCUCUGCAGAUUUCUCACAAUGAAGGCCAAUGUGGUCUCAAUAUUCCUCAUGAACGACAACCCUCCCUGCUCAGCCCAGACCUGCCCUGAAAUGCGCGCAAGCGAAUGGCAGUAUCUCUGCGCCGUGCACGAACCUCCAAAAUCCUGCUGCGCCAUUGAUUACUGUAACCACACACUUGACUGGGCUGCAAAUGUGCUCACGAGUCCGAAACACUUCCCAUCAAGACUGGCGCUAGGUGGUGAGGCGGGGAAUGUCAUCCAGAGUAUGCGCCAGCUCACCAACAUCUUCCGACGAAACUACAGAAUCUUCGCCCACGCCUGGUUUCAGCAUCGCGAUGUUUUCUGGUCAGUUGAAGCAACCUAUGGUCUUUACAUCUUUUUCAAGACAGUGUGUGAUGAAUACCACCUCAUCCCUGAGGACAGCUACACAAUCCCAGCAGAGGCAGAAGGAUUACCCGAAGAUUCCAACGAUCGAAAUGCAGCCCCAGCCUCAGAACCGGGCUCACGAAUGCAGAUAUUGCGAAAGGAUAAUCAGCCUGCGUCUUCAGAGAACAAUACCUCGUCUAACCCUUCCACCUCUCCUCCAACUACAACCACGAUAAGUACCGGUGCAACGACGCGUCGGCACAAGCAUACUCCAAGCACAGGAAGCCAUGUCGCAAUUAUACCCGAAGGCCACGAAGAAGAGGAAGAGAACACGACAACCACUAUUCCAGCCGUAACAGCGCCAGCUACGGAUACUGAACCCACGGCGAUGACUCCAGAGAAGCAAGACCCAUACCCGGAUCGAAUGCUACCAAAACUUGACAUUGGAGCCACCGUGCCCAAAUAUGAGCCACGUGCGCCUGAAGAUCCCACACCAACAGGAACAGGUGACGACGUCGAUCCGCUUGCUGCGACCCAGUCAACAGAGGCAGCUGACAGCAGCUCCAUCAAGACAGAAACACCCAUCAAACAGAAGAAACCUGAAGAAGACGAAGAAGAGCAAGAAGAGCAAGUCACAUCUCCUUCUGGCGGCAGUAUUCGUACAGGCGGUCCUGACGUAUUGAAGGCCAUCCUAGGACAUCUCGACGAUGAGCAUACCGAACUACCAAGCCCGAUCUUGAAGACACGAACAACGAGUCCGGACAAGGACCAGAUACCGGCGCCAGAAGCCGGCAACAGCAACACCAACACCAACGUCAAGGUCGAAGUCGAAGAGAAAGUUGAUGACGAGGACGACGAGCCCGUCAAGGAGAUGGCUGCUGAAAGCACAGAACAGCCCGAGGAAGACGAAAAGGAAAGAUGAGUGUCACGCCGUCAAAGAAUCGAAGCACGAGCACGAGCAAUAUAUUGGAAUCGAUUCACGCGGAUUGGCACGAUACCAGUUGGUGUUUCUCACCUAUAAUGUACAGUAUGAUGGUAGAGAGCAUAGCCAGCUGAUGAUGAGGACGCGGCUAGCAUUAUAGUUGGUCUGAUGACUGACAGCGAAUCUUUCAAGCAUAAAGUGCGGGAGCCUUCAGGCUCUUGCACAACGAUGAAGCGAGUGGGCAUGACCAUAAGUCGUGGGAAUAGAAGGUUCAGACAGCAGGCGAGUCCAAUUUUCUUUGUUUUCACAUUCUUCAUCUUUUGCGCGCAGUGUAAGGUGCUCUGCCAAUGGUACUUCCUAAAACAUAUCAUACAUGAUACACAGACUCGCUUCGCGGAGUCAAACCGGGCAUGGUGUUUUUCGGCACACUACAGACAGAAAGAGCGCGCUUAACUCCCGCCAGGAUAACCAGGCCUCAACUUGGCCAUCCGUGGCUCGAUGAGUGGAUGCCAUUGAGCUAGGAAUGUUAUUGCUUUGAGAUUAUCAAGUGUCAGUAUAAGAUUUCCUUUCAGGCGAAAUGGAGCAGAGCGAAAUGACGAGGACCAGGCAUGGAGGAGGACAUACCCCACAUGAUAUAACAGCUAGCAAAGCUGAGGAUCAGGGUGCUUCGCCAUAUCCUGGUCAUUCAGUUAGCUUUGGAUCCAACCGGGCAAGGAGGGUGGAAGAGGAAUAGCAGAAGGGGAAGAAAAGUGAACGACGUACGUCUGGUUCUCGCCCUUUGGGCUGAGGAAGUAUGCACCGACACUAAGGGCGACAAUGACCACGAGGCCUAUCAAAAGGGACCAUCUGCCACAGCAUAUCAGCAUGAAUUCCUCCACGAGUGCUCUGUUCAGUUGAGGUGGUGAGCGAGGGGCCGCGAAGGAAGAAUGCAGGAUGCAGGUUGAGGAUAUAGAUGGCCAGGCGAUGGCACAACGAUGCCGAAAAGAAGAUAGGGAUGCUGAUCGAAGGUCAUGCUGUAUGACCGUAUGCACCGAAAUGCUGUUGCAGCGAAGAUGGGUAGAGACGGCUGUCAUAGACCAUCUGCUUUCAAGGUCCUCCCACCGAGCGUUGUCUGUAGUGGAGGGCAUUGUAUUCGCACAUGUAAAG
Messenger RNA from Exophiala xenobiotica, 2958 nucleotides. RefSeq lists its product as uncharacterized. Bases 1 to 1812 code for a protein of 603 amino acids. Gene Ontology annotation, cellular component: cytoplasm. The record is from RefSeq and is a predicted model, not a curated record. NCBI's taxonomy places the organism in Eukaryota, Fungi, Ascomycota, Eurotiomycetes, Chaetothyriales, Herpotrichiellaceae. The transcript has 2 exons.